Alternaria atra is the source of this 939-nucleotide messenger RNA. RefSeq lists its product as uncharacterized. Gene Ontology annotation, molecular function: protein binding. The coding region runs from base 1 to 939 and encodes 312 amino acids. Lineage: Eukaryota; Fungi; Ascomycota; Dothideomycetes; Pleosporales; Pleosporaceae. The record is from RefSeq and is a predicted model, not a curated record. The transcript has 3 exons. Gene Ontology annotation, cellular component: Golgi apparatus. Gene Ontology annotation, biological process: Golgi organization.
AUGGCCACCUUCCAAAACCUCCAAGUCAUCAACAACGACAUCUCCACCACCACAACUUCUCUUUCAUCGUCUUCAUAUAACAACUCUUCAGAGGAAACAUCAACGUCACAGCCUCUCAUAAUGUCCAUGUUCGGAGCGCUGAAUCGCUUCAUAUCGCGAUUAGACGCCGCACCUCUCAACGAAGAGCAGCAGUCUGCUACCAAUGGCGCAUACGGAUUUCAGGUGCUGAGGAAUGCCAAUUUAGAAGUCCCUCUGGAGCCGUGGUUUGAUUUCGUCAUUGGAAUCAAUGGGCGAACUAUUGGCCAAAAGAUCCGGGAAGUCUAUCUACAAAUUCCCGCCGACCAGCCUACACUAGGCAUCUCCCUGCAAUGGUCUCCACUUUCCAUUGCAGAAGACGUCUGGCACAUCCUAGACGUGGCUCCCAACUCGCCCGCCGACGCCGCGGGGUUGCUUCCCUACGGUGACUACGUCAUUGGCAGCCCUGAAGGGCUUGUGCGCGGCGAGUCCGGCUUGGGUGAGCUUGUUGAAGACUUCCUGAACAGACCGUUGAGACUAUACGUGUACAACCACGAAUACAACGUCACCCGGCCUGUUACCAUUACGCCAACGCGCAACUGGGGCGGUGAGGGUGCGUUGGGUUGUGUUUUGGGCUUUGGCGCUUUGCAUCGCAUCCCAGCGGGGUUGGACGAGCCGCCGCCAGCGCCUGGGGAGACGUUCUUCUCCACGGGCGAUGCUAGCGGGGCUACUUCGUUCGACGAGAAACGCCCUUUGACUGGCUCCAUUGAUUUUCCUGCCGCUCAGCCCCAAGGUGCACCGGCGGAGUUGUUUGUACCGGCGAACAUGGCGCUACCGUCGAAAUCUCCGCCGCCUCAGGCCCCGCGGGUGGUGGCGGUGGUGGGCUGGACGACUACUUCAAAGAAGGCGAGCAGAAGAGUCUAG